CAUGGGCGACGGGGCUGCGCGGCCCCGCUGAGCCCCGGACACCGCGGCAUCCCGGCAACUCCAGCACCCCGAACUCCGACAUCCCGGGAACUCGGUACUCCGGCAGCCCGGCAGCUCCCCUCCGCUGACCCCGGCAUCCCCGGAGCUCGGGACUCCUCUGCCCAGGGAACUCACAUCCACAGCAUCCCAGCUCCCCGGGAACUCCGGUCCGCUGAUCCCAGCUCUUCCAUCACUCGGUACUUCAGCAUCCCGGGAACCCGCUACUCCACUGCCCCGGCAACUCCGCUGCGCUGACCUCGGCUCCCCGGGAAUUCGCUCCACAGCCGCUGUGCCCACCGGCUCCCCGGCCCCCGGGCUCCCGGGCCCCCUGGAACUGAGGCCAUGGCGUUCAUGGUGAAGAGCAUGGUGGGGGGGCAGCUGAAGAACCUGACGGGAGGCCUCGGCGGCGAGGAGAAGAGUGAGGGUGAGAAGUCUCCGGCCGAGGCACAGGGCAUGACCCGUGAGGAGUACGAGGAAUAUCAACGGCAGCUGGUGGAGGAGAAGAUGGAGAGAGAUGCCCAGUUUGCCCAGCGCAAGGCAGAGAGAGCCACGGUCAGGUCCCACUUCCGAGACAAGUACAGGCUUCCCAAGAAUGAAACGGAUGACAACCAGAUCCAGCUUGUAGGAGGUGACGUGGAGCUGCCCAAGGAGCUGGCCAAGAUGAUCGAGCAGGACAACGAGGAGGAGGAAGAGAAGAACUCGGUUAUCGGCCAGCUCAGCAACAUCCAGAACCUGGACCUUGAUUCCUUGAAGGACAAAGCUUCAGCCACGCUAGAGGACCUGAAGCAAUCGGCGGAGAAAUGCGCCGUGAUGUGACGGGGCUGAGCCCCCCUCGCCGCCGGUGCGACAGUGGGGGAGCAGGGAGGGGAUGCAGCGAAGGGUCUGGCGGGGGCUGCUGCCAGCGGCGGGGACCCCACCAAUGUUGUCACCCUUGCCGUGUGUCACUCGGGUCCUCCUGAACCGUGUGACCCCUUGAGUCCCUGACCCAGGUGUUCCUGCUGUGUGGUGUUCGUUUUGUUCUCUGGUCUGAGGUUUAGGGCAAAGAGCCAGCAUGUCCCCCUGUACCCCAAUGCCUCCUCCCGUGCCCACGGCAGUGGGUGUCUCCGUAGCCAGAGCCGGGGCAGGAGCAAGGAAGGAAAAUGACCUUGGAGUGUUAUUGGCCCAUGUUGUCAGUGCGGGAAGGACCACGUGUGGUGGCCAUAUGCCGUGUCUCUGCCUCCACAUUUCCACCCAACCUCCUACAAAUGACUGGGAGGCUCCAAUUUUCGCUUCGCAAGGACGAGGCAUGGUGCGGAACACCCUCCUUCCCUGCAUCCCGUACCCAUCACAUGAGAAAUAAUAUCCCUUCCGUGCAAGGAACACCAACCCCUCCGCCCUUCAGGGCUCCUCUAAAGGAGCCAGCCAGGAAGGACCUGCUAUACAACCUGCUAUAUGAUCCCAUUUAUCCCUGUGGGAAGGGGGGUGUUGAGGACCAGAAGGCUGAAGCCUGAAUUAACACCAGAGAGGAAUAAAACUCCUCCCUGGUGCUCAGCUGAGCCCACACCAGCCCUUCCCCGGAGCAUUGGUGUACACCAUCCCUCUCCUGGGAUGGGAUCCACUUCUGUCCUUGUUCCUUCCAUGAGAAGAACAAAGUGAUAAGGAAAAAUCUCCUUGUCCUCCCCCCGCAUCGUGAUGUAGCUGUGCGCUGUGCUCAGUUGAGUGUCCCUCCACCUCCUGUGCUCUCCCCAAGCCAUGGUACUGUUAUAACCGGUGGAAUAAAUACCAGGAGAUGUCUAUGCA
Messenger RNA from Myiozetetes cayanensis, 1818 nucleotides. RefSeq names its product complexin 3 (gene CPLX3). The transcript has 4 exons. NCBI's taxonomy places the organism in Eukaryota, Metazoa, Chordata, Aves, Passeriformes, Tyrannidae. Bases 382 to 855 code for a protein of 157 amino acids. Gene Ontology annotation, cellular component: terminal bouton; SNARE complex. Gene Ontology annotation, molecular function: syntaxin binding. The record is from RefSeq and is a predicted model, not a curated record. Gene Ontology annotation, biological process: synaptic vesicle exocytosis; regulation of neurotransmitter secretion; neurotransmitter transport.